Pseudozyma hubeiensis SY62 is the source of this 1275-nucleotide messenger RNA. RefSeq lists its product as hypothetical. Gene Ontology annotation, cellular component: cytoplasm; nucleus. Gene Ontology annotation, biological process: protein hydroxylation; positive regulation of translational termination; negative regulation of gene expression. Bases 1 to 1275 code for a protein of 424 amino acids. The transcript has a single exon. The record is from RefSeq and is a predicted model, not a curated record. Gene Ontology annotation, molecular function: sequence-specific DNA binding; histone H4R3 demethylase activity. Lineage: Eukaryota; Fungi; Basidiomycota; Ustilaginomycetes; Ustilaginales; Ustilaginaceae.
AUGACCCGUAGCAUCUCAGAAGCUGGUCGAUCGGUUCGCGAACGAGACACGCUGCUCCACUUUGACGACGCACCGACCUACGCGGAGUUUCGUCGGCAAUGCUUGAUACCCAAUCGACCGUGUAUUCUCCCACCUGCGCUGGUCGCGGAUUGGGAUGUGAUUCGGUCAGGUUCCUGGGCAACUCCCUCUUCGGACGCACCGGAUGGUAUGACGGUGGACUGGGAAGCGCUGAAGGAGCAGUACGGAAAUCACACGGCGCCGGUAGUGAUCUCUCGCGUCGAUCCAUCUUUGCAGGUCGAAGAAGAUCGUUCGGACAUGAGCAUCUCUUCCGCCAUCGAUCUAAUCCAAACAUUCCAACGAGGCGGUUCUCCUGAGGUCAAGUCGAUAUACAUCAAGGACUGGCAUCUCAUCAAACAACUCAACGCUCAAUCCUCUACGCAGAAGGAAACCUACACGGUACCCGAAAUCUUUGCCGAUGAUUGGAUGAACAACCUACCCUCCACUGGAUCCCAAGAUACCCCGGACGACUUUCGUUUCGUAUACGCCGGAACAUCCGGCUCACAAACACUCCUGCAUAGAGAUGUGUACACUUCGUACUCGUGGUCUACCAACAUCGUCGGUGUUAAGAAGUGGUACCUCUUCCCACCGCAUGUCAUCCCGCACUUGCGUCAGUUCCCCGCCGUGUCAACUUCGGCAUUGAUCUCGGAUAUUCAGACCCUCAUGGAAACUCUGGAUCGAUCGGAUAGGAAGCACUUUCCGAAUCUGUCGAGGGCUCUCGAUGAGAUGCAGAUCAUCAUCCAGUCGGCGGGCGAAACGAUUUUCGUCCCGUCGAAUUGGUACCACCAAGUGGACAAUGUCAGCGAUGUCAUUUCGAUGAAUCGAAACUGGUGCAAUGCUCACAACCUGCCCUCGUUGUACGAAUCGAUCUUACAGGAGCUGGAUCACGUCGAGGAGUCGUUAGACGAUGUCAAAGAUAUGCUCCGCGCAAACAAAGGUCAAGAGUGGAAGCAGGAGUUCUACGCGUUGGUACAGGAUGUUGCUGUAAAGGACGCUGGUUGGGCAUGGGAUGGGUUUUGGAAGAUGGUGGAGCGCAAUUUGGUCAGUCUAGCGACGGGAAAAGGGUCGAGGCCAGACGACGGUUGGGUGCGAGAAAGGCUAUUACCGCUAGCUGAAGGUUUCGAGCUGAGAGAAGAUGCAAAAUGGUUAGACAGCGGGAUACGAGAGACAGCUCAAAGAUGCAAGCUGCUGCUGGAAAGCAUUGACGAUUCCAAGUGA